Aspergillus wentii DTO 134E9 is the source of this 417-nucleotide messenger RNA. RefSeq names its product cornichon family protein. The transcript has 4 exons. NCBI's taxonomy places the organism in Eukaryota, Fungi, Ascomycota, Eurotiomycetes, Eurotiales, Aspergillaceae. Gene Ontology annotation, biological process: endoplasmic reticulum to Golgi vesicle-mediated transport. Bases 1 to 417 code for a protein of 138 amino acids. Gene Ontology annotation, cellular component: COPII-coated ER to Golgi transport vesicle; endoplasmic reticulum membrane. The record is from RefSeq and is a predicted model, not a curated record.
AUGUCCGGUGAAGCGUGGCUUUAUCUCUUGGCGGUGUUGAUUAACGCCGUCAACCUGUUCUUGCAGGUGUUCUUCACCAUCAUGUACAGCGAUCUGGAAUGUGACUACAUCAACCCCAUUGACCUCUGCAACCGCCUCAAUGCCUACAUCAUUCCUGAAGCCGCUGUUCACGCCUUCCUGACCUUCUUGUUCGUUAUCAACGGCUACUGGCUUGCGAUUGUGCUGAACCUGCCUCUGUUGGCGUUCAAUGCAAAGAAGAUCUUCGACAACCAGCACUUGUUGGAUGCGACCGAGAUCUUCCGCAAGUUGAAUGUCCACAAGAAGGAAUCCUUUAUCAAGUUGGGCUUCCACCUCUUGAUGUUCUUCUUCUACCUCUACAGCAUGAUCGUCGCUCUGAUCCGCGAUGAAUCUCACUGA